UGAAUUUGGCAUUAAUUAAUUUUUUCCUUGUUUACAGUAUGCUAACCAUCAGUUUUUCCAUUAGCCAAAAUGCAUACCACUCCAGUGAAUUGUGCCAAGAUGUUUACCAAGAAAACAUAUGGUGGCAAAUCUUUUCCUGGUCCUGGUGGUAGAUAUGCCCAGCCCUUUGGUGGCUACCCAACCACUGGUCGAGGCCCCACUUUACUACCCUUCCCUUUUGUCCCUAUUCGGGAUUUGAAGCUCAAAGACAGAGUAUCUGGAAAAUUUGAUCAAGAAACUAAUACCAAAUGUUUACACGAAAUGGCCGUUUUGCUAGCCUGCUACAAGAAACAUGACUUUGCUCAGGCGCCGUGUGCAGUUGAAGCCACUUCGCUUACAAAUUGUCACAAUAAAAUCAGGGAGGAAAUCGUGACGCGGAAGGCUAAGGAGAAGGUCGGCGACAUGAACCCAGGCGCGAAACGCCUCAACAGACGCCAGGUGAAUUCUUUAUUGCAACGUUAUCCUCAGAAGAUUGAUGAAGAAGUGUAUGGGAAACCGAGAAAUUAAAUACAAUAUUGUAAAUAUUAGUGUGUGUAAAAUAUCGUUUGAAUUUGUCCAGUUCAUUUGAAGCGUUUAGAAAUCCCCAUGACGAUUUUACACUCGAUCAUCUGUACAUUCUGUUGAAUCCAUUCGGUACAUAAUGCCUUUUUUUUUUAACAAACCGCCUCAAUAAGUGUAUAAUUCACGAACAAAAUAGUUUACAUUCUGCCAGUGACCCUUGCGAGGAAAUUAUGUUUCUACCACUCAUAAUAUAGCGGCAUCAGUGCAUUUUUCAUUUGAGGGAUGCAAACAACUUAUUCGUUAGCAUUUUUAAUCAUGGUUUGAUGAGCGCAUGUACAUUGUGCUGUAAUAUUCUAGCUCUAACAUUAUUAUUGAUUCCUAUGAGAACGAGCGCCAGUUUAGACUCAGUAACACGGAACAUGUCCAGGUCUUGCUCAAUAAUUUCAAUCACCAUCGAAUAUUCCGGAGUCACUCAUUGUGUUCCAUUUACCUUGUUGUUCUCUAUAAGCAUAAUAUAGUAUUUACUCAAUUGAAGCAGACUCAAUGGAUCAAUUGCUAAUUAAGAUACGUUAUGCAUCUGACGAGCUAGUGAAACGGUAAAAUUGCAAUACGUUAUUAACUCCCUGA
Hyalella azteca is the source of this 1167-nucleotide messenger RNA. RefSeq lists its product as uncharacterized. Gene Ontology annotation, molecular function: RNA binding. The coding region runs from base 70 to 546 and encodes 158 amino acids. The record is from RefSeq and is a predicted model, not a curated record. Lineage: Eukaryota; Metazoa; Arthropoda; Malacostraca; Amphipoda; Hyalellidae. Gene Ontology annotation, biological process: mitochondrial translation. The transcript has 3 exons. Gene Ontology annotation, cellular component: mitochondrial ribosome; mitochondrion; nucleoplasm.